Ostreococcus lucimarinus CCE9901 is the source of this 813-nucleotide messenger RNA. RefSeq lists its product with no specific name. The record is from RefSeq and is a predicted model, not a curated record. The transcript has 2 exons. Lineage: Eukaryota; Viridiplantae; Chlorophyta; Mamiellophyceae; Mamiellales; Bathycoccaceae. The coding region runs from base 1 to 813 and encodes 270 amino acids.
AUGCCGCCGCGGCGCGACGCGCCGCUCGAGGCGUGCGAGGCGUGCUCGACGGACGACGAGGACGCGCUGCGAGCGACGCUCGCGACGACGCCGUGCACGAUCGUGGACGCGCGCGGGAACACGCUCCUGCACCUGUGCUGCGCGAACGACGCGCUGCGAUGCGCGAAAUUAGUCGUGUCGCGGUGCGUGUUCGCGUCGACGCCGCCGGAGCGGGCGUACCUGACGCUGAGGAACUCGGACGGGGAGACGGCGGCGGAUGUCGCGGAGGCGUGCGGGAGCGCGAGGUGCGCGGAGUGGUUGGCGAAGAUGACGGGCGCGGAACGCGUCGCGACGAACGAUGCGCGACGAAAAGACGUGGGGAAGGGCGAGAGGCGACGCGCGGACGACGAACGGCGACGAAAGAGGUCGGGAGAUGGGGAGACGGAGGCGACGACGCGCGCGCGGGAAUCGUUGGUGCGGUCGAUUCGAGAGGCGCUGAAUAUCGGGCCAGGGGACGACGGCGACGAGCGGGCGGCGGUGCGGCAGGUGUUGAGGGAGGUUUUGAAUCUCGUGAGCGAUCGCGAGAGCGCGCGAAGGGAGUUGGAGGAGGCGCAUCGAAAGAUUGAAGCGAUGGAACGAGACGCGGAGCGGGAACGCGCAAACGUCGUCGAGGCGCUGGGGAUGGCGGAGAAGCGGGCGAAGGAGAUGAUUUCGGAGCGCGAAGCGCGCGAAAAGGACAUCUGCGCGGAGAAAACGGCGCUGAAUGAAGCUCGAGAAGAGCGCUUCCGCGAGCAGCGCGUCGGAGAGCGCGACGCCGGCGCUGGCGACGGAUGA